Molecule: messenger RNA, 6464 nt
Organism: Seriola dumerili (greater amberjack)
Lineage: Eukaryota; Metazoa; Chordata; Actinopteri; Carangiformes; Carangidae
Product: serine/threonine-protein kinase BRSK2-like
Exons: 19
Coding region: 1268-3865 (865 amino acids)
Biological process (GO): microtubule cytoskeleton organization; protein phosphorylation; intracellular signal transduction
Cellular component (GO): cytoplasm
Molecular function (GO): tau-protein kinase activity; protein serine/threonine kinase activity; ATP binding
Source: RefSeq, a predicted model, not a curated record
GCGAGUGAGACGAAGGAAGGAAGAGGAGAGAGAAAAUAUCGAUUUACGGCAAGAAGACCGAAGGGAGUAUAAUACAGGGGGCCUUUACCCUGCGUGAACUAUAAUCAGAUGUGAGGAGGGGAAUAAGGCAGUCGAUAAUAGUGCGGGCUGAUCUGCGGAUCUCUGUGUUUUUUUUCACCUGUGUAUCCGCCGGUGAGGGAGGAGGACACGCCAAAGGAGAGACGAGAAGAUGCUGUGAUCCGCCACUUGCAGGGAUGUAGAGAGGGAGAGACGGGGAGAGACAGGGAGGGGGAGGACUACGCUACGCUAAAGAUGGUUGUUUGGCGAGGAAUACGCGUUUCACCUCGAAAUAUUGUGAGAAUGUGGCGGCCGUCCGAUGAAUCUUACCGUUUGGCGAUGCCUAGAAACUUCAGGAGGUGUGGGUUUUUUUGACAGGCGGCGCGGGCGAGACGGCCGUUGGUCAAGGCGUUGAGGCUAACUCAAGCUAGCCUCGCUGCUGUGUGGGAGAGCGGCGGCGAGGCUAAAAUAGCAUGUUGUUGCACCUGUAAAAUAGGCCUGACAGAGAGAAUAAAAUUGAUUUAAUUUCCAGUGCUAACAUCAACUUGACGUAUUUGACGUUUUGUUGCAAGACUCAACCACCAAAUGACAAUACUCUUCGUACCAGACGUGAAAAAACCUUCUUGUUUUAAGGCUAUAUAACGUCAACGUUACACUGCGAUAAUUUUCUUAUUAACCGUCACAUACAGUUAACGUCAUACAUAUAACAAGGUGCAAGUUAUACAAAUAAACUAAUGUACAGAAGUAAAACUCAUUAGUUUUCCUACCUUGUCAUGUUUAUCUUUAUGGUAGUGGUCUGUAUUUAACGCAUAAAACAGCUUAGUAACUUAUUGUCAUCUCAGUUUUUCAGCUUUAGUCUAUCACUAGCACGCUGUUUUUGUUAAAUAUCAAUGAUAUACAUGUUUACCGUGCUUCAGAGCAAAAAGGCAAAGAUAUUUAGCCAUGUUUAUUAACCAGGUUUAGAUGAAGAAUGUUCAUUUGUCAUCCAGAUGUUGUAAAUCAGCCCUGGCUUGCGUUUUUUUACAUGUUCACCCAGUAACUUCAGAGUAGCAGUGUUAUCACUGAAAUAAAAGCUAGUCGUUAUUCUAUGUUGAGCACCAUCUUGUAUCUUACAGUAAGCUGUAUAAUAUCAAAGUACUUGCUAUAAUCACAGUGCAGUAGUAGUAGUAGUAGUAGUAAUAGUAGUGUAUUAGCCUCCAGUCAGAGCAGUAUGAGUAAGGAACUGUCUCUAAGUCAGUCAGCUCAAUAUGUUGGGCCCUAUCGACUGGAAAAAACACUGGGGAAGGGGCAGACAGGACUGGUCAAGCUGGGGGUCCACUGUAUUACGGGUCAGAAGGUAGCGAUCAAAAUAGUCAACAGAGAGAAGCUGUCUGAGUCGGUCUUGAUGAAGGUUGAGAGGGAGAUUGCCAUUCUGAAACUGAUUGAGCAUCCGCAUGUGUUGAAGCUGCAUGAUGUUUACGAAAAUAACAAAUAUCUGUACCUGGUGUUGGAGCAUGUGUCAGGAGGAGAGCUGUUUGACUACCUGGUGAAGAAGGGCCGGCUGACUCCAAAAGAGGCCAGGAAGUUCUUCAGGCAGAUCAUCUCUGCUUUGGAUUUCUGCCACAGUCAUUCCAUCUGUCACAGAGACCUGAAGCCUGAGAACCUGCUCCUGGAUGAGAAGAACAACAUCCGCAUUGCUGACUUUGGCAUGGCCUCCCUACAGGUGGGAGACAGUCUGUUAGAGACCAGCUGUGGAUCACCACAUUAUGCGUGCCCUGAAGUUAUACGGGGGGAGAAAUAUGAUGGGCGGAGAGCAGAUGUGUGGAGCUGUGGGGUCAUCCUAUUUGCUCUGUUGGUGGGUGCCCUGCCUUUUGACCACGACAAUUUACGCCAGCUCCUGGAGAAGGUGAAGAGCGGAGUGUUCCACAUGCCCCACUUCAUCCCCCCGGACUGCCAGUCGCUGCUCAAGGGCAUGAUUGAGGUCAACCCUGAAAAGAGGCUCACGCUAGAGGCCAUCCAGAAACACGCCUGGUAUCAGGGUGGUCGUAACGAGCCGUGUCCUGAGCAGCCUCCUCCCAGGCGAGUGUGUGUGAGGCGAAUCUUGUCCCUGACUGAGCUGGACCCAGAUGUGUUGGACAGCAUGCACUCGCUGGGUUGUUUCCGGGACCGAGUCAAGCUCACACGUGAUUUGCAAUGUGAAGAAGAAAACCAGGAGAAGAUGAUCUAUUACCUACUGCUGGACAGGAAAGAGCGCUACCCCAGCUAUGAGGAUGAGGACUUGCCUCCGCGCAAUGACGUAGACCCUCCACGAAAGCGCGUUGACUCUCCUAUGCUGACGCGCCACGGCCGCUGCCGCCCUGAGAGGAAAAGCCUGGAGGUGCUGAGUGUUACUGAGCAGGGGUCUCCCACCCCGCCUCGCAGGGCCCUGGACACAGCUGCACACAGCCAGAGGUCUCGCUCUGUCAGUGGAGCCUCCACUGGUCUCUCCUCCAGCCCUCUCAGCAGUCCCAGGUCCUAUCAGAGCCCCGUCUUCACUUUCAGCCAAUCAGACGUCACCUCUGCCACCGCUACCCCCCUCACAAAGGAGCCCAAACAGGGAAGCGCCAGUACUCCUCGCUCAGCACGGGCUCAUGACAAGCCCAAAGCUCCCCCCAACCCAAAGACCCAGACCCUGCCCACCAAGGGACCCGCCGACCGACCCCAUCUGCAGCCCAUCAAAUCCCUGCCUCUGCACAACCCAUCCUCCCGCUCACCUUCCCCUUCCCCGCUCCUGUCACCCAUCCCCCGUUUCUUCUUCCCUUCGUCCUCUGUCCUAAAGUCAGUGACUAAGAGCUUCUACCCAAACUCUGCCCACUCUGUGCCGCAGGUCACUCCCCAGGGCUCUCCGUUGCCCACACCCUUGGGCACCCCUGUCCACCACCCUCACCACCCCUCCUCCACCCCGCCCUCCUCUUCCUCGUCCUCGUCCUCCUCGCGGGCGGAGGGAGGGGGAGGGGUGGGCUCGCUGUCGCUGACCCCGCCCUCCAGCCCAGGAGGGGGAAGCGGCAUGGCGGCCAGCAGCUCUGCCCACUGGAGGACUCGCCUCAAUUCUUUCAAGAACAACCUGCUGGGUUCACCCCGUUUCCAUCGCCGUAAGCUGCAAGUUCCUACAUCAGAAGACAUGUCCAGUCUAACACCAGAAUCCAGCCCUGAGCUGGCUAAGAAGUCGUGGUUUGGAAACUUCAUCGGCUUGGAGAAAGAGGAGCAGAUCUUUGUGGUCAUCAGAGACAAACCUCUGAGUUCUGUCAAAGCCGACAUUGUGCACGCCUUCCUGUCUAUCCCAUCGCUCAGUCACAGCGUCCUCUCCCAGACCAGCUUCCGGGCCGAGUACAAGUCCUCCGGCGGCCCUUCCGUCUUCCAGAAGCCCGUCAAGUUCCAGGUGGACAUUGCCUUCUCAGAGGGCGAGAGGGAGCGGGACAGGGAGAGGACCGAGAGGGAGAGCAGGAGGGAGACCGGAAUCUACAGCGUGACGUUCACCCUCAUAUCAGGUCCAAGUCGCAGGUUCAGACGAGUGGUGGAAACGAUUCAAGCUCAGCUUCUCAGCUCCCAUGAUCAGCCCAUGGUGCAAGCCCUAUCUGAUCCCUUCCCAGAUGAGAAGAACGGCCGGCCCCAUGGGACCCCCACCCGCCAAAACUCGAGGCGCUCCGAGGGUGGGGGCGACAGGUGCGAGUGGGGCGACCGAACAGAUGGCGGAGGCAUAGGAGGCAGCGGGGGAGUUCUGCAGCGCAGAGGCUCGGCAAAAGAGAGAACCCGACUGCUGUCCUCCAAUGGAACCCAGUCCCAACCGUAGGAUAGAAAGUGAGACCAUGCAGCAGGAUGCCUGAACUACACCAGAAAGAAGACAGUAUAACUUCAUCUCCAAGUAUCCCUGCAAGCCAUGAGCUACUCCUAUUCUUCCUUGACUAAGUUAUUGAAGGUGCUUGACCAUAGCAAGGAUUGAGCCUUUUCCCCAUCAUGCUUUUUUUUCCAACUCUCAACAUUCUCUUGAUCUUUUGGAUCACCAGGAUUCCUACCAUUAAAUGAGAAAGAAGUGUUAGGGAAUCACCCUUUAAUGAAAAAAAUAAUAUGUGAAUGAGCAGUUUGGUAUCCAUCAUAGAUACAGCUUCACAGAUCAAACUAGGAAUUUUGAAGUGCUAAUGUGCAUGCCAGUUAGCAAAUCAGCCUGCUAAAGGAUGCUGACAUGAUCAGAUAGACUAGUCUACCAUAUCAUUGUAAUACAGUAUCUGACACCAAAAAGAAAUAAUAGUCUUGUGAUGGUUCUCAAGAUUACUCUUAAAAUUAACCAGUGCACUCAUAUCACUAUCAAGCAACACGCAAUUACCAAUCCAUACUGAAAGACAUAUAGAUGUAUCUCAGAAGAUGAACCCUAAAGAGUUAGCAACCUGCUACCACUUCAGUGAGUGCUGGCGAGCUGAACAAAAGGUCCUGACUUUCUCAGGAGAAACGACAUCCUGGAAUUCCAGCAGUGUCUUCUCCUGAGGUAAUGAAAACCAACAAAGUAAGCUAAGUAAGUGAAUGUGAAAAAAAUAUUUUUUUAUUUAGUUUUUAUUUAUGUUUACAUAUUUCUUUUGAAGAUGUCAGUAGCACAGUGAUAGCAGUAAAGACAGUAAAUGAAAACACUCUGCAGUGUUAGGAAGUGGAAGCUGACCAGUUGCUUUUUGGCAGGCAUUUGUUUCAAGUUAAAUGUUUUGAUUCUUUUGUAUUUUCUUUUUACUCAGAGACAAUAUGAAACAAUGCAUCUACGUUUUUUGCAUUGGACCGCUGUUGCUCUGAAGAAAAGUAUUUUUGAUUUGAACAGAAAUAUGAACAUUACUAUAUGAAGAAAAAAACAAAACAAAAAAAAAAACUAUGCGUGAAUAGCUCCAUGAACCUCAUCACAGCUGUUUGUGCCCAGAUUGAAUGAGAAGAACAUUCCUGACCUGUGGAUCAAACAGAAGCCACCUUUCUCGUCGAGCUUGUCUCCUAUUGCCAUAGUAUUCACGUACUGACUCAGAAUGAAAUAAAAGGAAAAGAAAAAAAAACAAAAAAAAACACACACACACACAAAGGAAAUAUUCAUCAAUGGACAUUUUCAUGAUGCCGGACUGUAAAGGCUUGCGAUGUCAAUUCCUUGUUGAACAGGACUUUAGAAUGGGAAGCAAGCAAAGAGUCUCCUUACCCCAUGCUCCUCACUUCAGUGUUCACCAACAAGCCAAGUAGUCCAUCGCUGCACUCACGCUCAUCACCGAGAGUCGCACCAUUCGGCAAACAGACGUAGCAACUCGGACAGUCACGUAUUACUCCAGUACUCUAUCAGACUAGUCGACGUUCAUCACCAGUCUUCCAUACAGCACAAUAUGCAACAAAAGUGCAGAAUGUUUUCAGAGAGAUACACAGUGCUACAGUUGUUUAUUUUAAUGGUAUUUUUUGUUUUUAUAUUUGUCCACUUUCCACUCUCUCUAUUCACCUAUUUAUUUUUAUUUAUUUAUUUAUUUAUUUAUUUGGUCAUAUCAUUUGUGUCAUGUAUUUGUUUACAGAAAAUAUGUCAAGAGCCAGUUAAAGAAACCUGUUCUGUUUCAUUUCUCAUUACCCACUCUUUUUAAUUUUUGAGCGCUUCUUUCCAUGCAAAGGAAUGGUUUUGAUAGCAGUACUGACAAGCAUUACUUCUCCAGUGAUCUUUGUUUAUAGCUCAUAUCUCUUUUGUCACGCUUAUCUCUGGUAACUGGAAUGUGUGUGUGAGACGGGAGGAUGAUGGCUGACUGAGAGUGAGCCGAUUGCAUUUUGAGCUGAGUAGGUACGGAGAUGUUGACUGACCCAAGAAUAUUAAAUUAAUUAACAUUGCCAAACCCUAACAGGCACAUAAUUUCUCUCACACGCAUUGAAUGCUUGCUAAUUCCGCUUCAUCUCUUGCUUUUAUGCCUUGCCCCUUUGACCUGUCUGUCCGCCUCUUCUCCUGUUGUGUAGCCAUUGUCACAAGAGAAACUGUAUGAAGUUGUUUGCCUCACUGUCUGCACACACUUUAUGAUUGCUCACCAUCAUCAGUUUCAUCUGUCUCAUCACCACAUCACCUUCACUUUCAUUGGCCCAACUCUGGCUAAGAUUGUAAACUAUUCUCCAUUCAUAAGGGUCAGUAGAAUAAGGUGUUUAAAAAAAGAAAUGUCUGUAUCAUAAUUUAAAUAUAAAAAGUGCACUAUUAUAACUAUUGCCUGUGAUAAAAAGAACAAUUAUGAUUGAAUUGAUGGUCAAAAUAAAGAGAGAUCCACCUUAUUGUUAUGGUUACAAUAAUAAACCCUAAAUUCAUGUGUGUGUGUAUUUAGUUUCUGGGAUAAAAUGGUGUCCAUUUUGCAUGGCUGUUUCUUUUACCUUGCACUAAUGCUGAGACAGCUACGGCAUAAAACAGUUUCACCAUC